This is a messenger RNA of Stegodyphus dumicola, 10523 nucleotides long. RefSeq names its product real-time (gene retm). Gene Ontology annotation, cellular component: cytoplasm. The record is from RefSeq and is a predicted model, not a curated record. NCBI's taxonomy places the organism in Eukaryota, Metazoa, Arthropoda, Arachnida, Araneae, Eresidae.
CGAAGAAUCAACAUUUAGUUGCAGAUGAUAACAGGAAAAGUCUGUAUGUUUGAGUCUGAAAAGCUACAGAAUAUGCCAGAGUUAAAUGUUCAUGUUUUGGUUGCUUGGGUGCCUUGUAGGUGUACAUAAAAAGAAAGAAAAGUAGACGUGUCUUCAUAUUGUCAGCAUGAUAAGCAAUAAUUUCUUCCUUUAAAGCUAUUACAUUCCAGCCUUUGUUUCUUUAUCCAAAAAACUAAAAAUGGUCCAAAAGUACCAGUCUCCAAUUAGGAUAUUUAAAUAUCCAUUUGAGCUAGUAAUGGCUGCAUAUGAAAAACGUUUUCCAACCUGUAAAAUGAUUCCGGUCUUCCUUGGUAGUGAAACUACAUAUGAGUAUAAUAGUGAGGAUGGUGCUGUCCAUAUAAUAGAACGGCGAUGUCGGCUCAAUGUUGAAGCUCCAUAUAUUUUAAAAAAGAUAAUCGGUGUUGAUGUUGUUUAUUUCAUUCAAAAAAAUACCCUUGAUCGUCGUGCCAGAACCUUGAAAAUUGAGGCUUAUAAUGAGAGCUUUGCAAAUAGAGUUGUUAUAAAUGAAAACUGCCUGUAUUCUGUACAUCCGGAAAAUCCUGAUUGGACAUGCUUUGAACAGAUAGCCAGCUUGGAUGUAAAAUCCUUUUUUGGCUUUGAGAAUGCAGUUGAAAAGUUAGCGAUGAAGCAGUACUCAUUAAAUAUUAAGAAAGGUAAAGAAAUAAUUGAUUAUUACAUCAAUGAACUUGCUUCUGAGGGCAUCACACACAUUCCACCUUUUCAAGACAAAGAGGGUGUUCCAGCUGUGGAAGUAAGUGAGCAAGAAGGGGCUUGUGGUGUUAAUUCUUCCCGGAAUAAUAGCUUGACGCAGGCUCAUUCAUCUGUAACAACACCUAUUUUGCAGGAAGGGCAUCCAACAGAUGCUAAUUUUAAAAUUGAAUCUGAAUACAUAAAAAGAUGUCUUGGAGAGCUAACACCAUUUCAAGAAUCAUGUCUUGUGCAGUUAAAGAAAUGGAUGGCAGAAGCUCAUCAAGGGAAAGUUCCAAGUGAUCAGACAUUAAUGCGUUUCUUACAAGCUCAAGAUUAUAAUUUAGAGAAAGCUCGAGAAAUGUUGUGCCAUUCUCUUGUUUGGCGCAAGAAAUAUCAAGUAGAUAGAAUACUCUCCACAUAUGACCCUCCUCCUGUCAUAAAACAAUAUUUUCCUGGAGGCUGGCAUCACUUUGAUCGAGAUGGUAGACCAAUGUAUAUUUUACGGCUGGGACAGAUGGAUGUGAAAGGCUUUAUAAAAUCUAUUGGUGAGGAGGGGUUAAUGAAAGUGACUUUACAUGUUUGUGAAGAAGGACUGAAAAGAGUUGAGGAAGCCACGAGGGAAACUGGUAAACCUGUGAGUUCAUGGACGUGCUUACUAGAUUUAGAAGGCCUUAACAUGCGCCAUUUGUGGAGGCCCGGUGUCAAGGCACUUUUGCACAUCAUUGAGAUUGUGGAAGCAAAUUACCCUGAAACAAUGGGCAGAGUUCUGAUAAUCCGUGCUCCUCGUGUGUUUCCUAUUUUGUGGACACUUGUCAGUACAUUCAUUAAUGACAAUACCCGUUCAAAGUUUAUAUUUUACGGUGGUAAUAACUACUUAGGACCAGGUGGAUUACUUGAUUUUGUUGAAAAAAAAUACUUGCCAGACUUCUUAGGUGGUGAGAGUGAGACCAAAAUAUCUGAAGGUGGUCUAGUGCCCAAGUCUUUUUACAUGUCAGUUGAAGAAUAUGAAAAAGAGAAAGCGGAGGGGCAUCACCUGUUUGAUGAUUCCAUGUACCAUGUUAUCAGUCUGGCUAAAGGCAAAAAGCAUUAGGUUGUGCUUUCUAUCACAGACAAAGGCAGUGUUAUCUGUUGGGAUUUUGAUGUUAUGAAGGAUGAUGUUACUUUCAGUGUAUAUCGAACUCAGCAACCCUUGCCACAGCCUGAAAAGGAGCAAAAUGAAGAGGAAAUGCAAGGUUGCGGCCAUCCUUCAUUGCCUCUUGGUAUGCUCACCUUAGAUGCUCCUGUUCAGAGUGUGAUACCAAAGCAGUGGGUGCUUGGAAAGGAUUAUCACAUUGUUGAAACUGUGAUCACUUGUAAAGAUGGUGAGAGCGUUCAGGGAUCUCAUGUGACUAGAAUGGAAGGCACAUACAUAUUGCAGUGGAAGCAUGUAGAUAAUGUGCAUCACCAUUCCUUUGAUUUUCCAUUGUCUUCUCAUAAGUCCAAGAUAAUGUAUUAUUAUGAGGUGCUAAAAUCUCAGGACUAUAAGGGAUCCAUGUCAAGCCUUCAAUCCUCUCAUAGUGGUACAACUUGUACUUCCACAGGAGAGCAGUCUGGGAUCAGCUCUUGCCCUUCAAGAUGAUAAUGAAACAUUACUUUUUCUUUUUUUCUUUAAAGAAAAUCUAUAACAAUAAAACAUGUGUAAUUUAUUUGGUAGACUCUUGGUUAUUAGUAUCAAAACUGAAGUUCCAUGCUGUUUAGAAUGUUCUUGCAUAAUAGCUAGACUUUCAGAUUGUCUAUCAGUAUGCAUGUUAUGAAACUAAAAAACACCUUUAAGAAAAGGAGGCUUUAAAAUGCAAGUUUACCUGUUUUAUUUAUUUAUUACCUAUCUUUAUUCUUUUGCAAAAUUAUUGCUAUUUCUCAAAAUUUUGAUUUGAUAGUAUUUUGUAGAAGAAUUUUAUUCAUGGCAUAAAUGAAUGAUUUAAUAUCUUUAGAAAAUGGUUUAAAAAACAACUUCAAGUUAUAUUAUAAAAUGAGUAUAUAACUUUUGAGUUUCUGAAAUCCCGGUGAAAAGAAUUUAAAAGCAAAAUUAAUAUAUAUAUAAGUGUGAGAUAUUUAUGUGAAUAGUCAUUUUAGCAAAUAGACGGGCAGAAUUUUUUUGUGUGCUGAAAGGUGGUAAUUGCAUCAUUGUUUUUUUCCCUCCUUGAAAAUUUGAUUGUGUAUGUAACACAAUAUAUAAUAUCAAAUUGAUUUUGCUAUAGAUAAUCGGAUGGAUGAGAGUGCUGUAAUAUUAUGAUGGAUGAAAGUAUUAUAAUUUUAGCUUGAAAUUUUUUUUGUUAUUCUCUCUCUCUCUAUAUAUAUAUAUAUAUUCUGUGUUUAAUGAAUUUGCAUUUAGUUUUUCUUUAUAUAUGUAUAUACAGUUUUUCAUGUGAACCUCACACUCUUUUUUUAGAAAUUGUGAAUUAAUGCAUUGUUGUAAUACAUGUGAAGUGUACUCAGAUACUGAAUGGUUUAAAAAGCAGAAUUUAGCAUUAAGAAAGCAUGUUGUAAAAUGUGAACUCAGCAAUUCUGCUGAUCAAAGCAUAGGCUUAAAUUAACAUUGUACUUUUAUUUUAUCCAUCAGAUUUGUAGAAUAGAUUUUAAUUUUGAGUAAGAUUACAGAAAUGUUUUAUUGAAGCAUAAAUUGAAUCCUGCAAAGGAUUUGUUAGUACUUGUGUUCUGCUUUAUUCAACAUGUCAUUAAUUCAUUGUUUAUUGAUUCCAUAUAUUUGGCAGUGAUAUAAGUUGAUGCAUGAAAAAAUAACUUAACCCCCUGAGUGGCAUGACUGCCUUUAUCUGGUCAUGGAAGUUUUUUCUGUCUUUAUAUAUAUUAGUUCAUAAUUUAAAAUAUUUUGCUUUCUUACUUUCUUACUCUUAAGGUAAAUAUCACCUUAAUAAAUGAAAGUUUAUGAAAAUAGAGAUUAAAAUAAGUAAUUAUUCAAAUUUUUGGUAUUAAAUGCAGUUUCAAUAUAGAUUUUCAUCAACAGAUCCAAAAACCUAUAACACUCAGAGGGUUAAAAACUGAUGUUCAGAUUUCUGUAUACUCACCAUUCAGUGAUUUUUUUUUUUUUUUUUUUAAUAUUUUACUUUACAUUAUUUGAGGAAUUGGGUAAAAAAAUGUUUUUAGAACAAUGUAUGAUGAAUUUAAUAAAGAGCAUUUUAAGAUUAAUGUUCAAAUAGGCAAAAGUGUUGAAAUUAUAACAUUGGCAGUAGCAUUCAGAUAGUGACUUAUUUAAAUUGUAAAGUUUCACACUCUGUUAUGUGAAAAUAUUGAGUCUUUUAAUAGCUCGGAUUGGAUGGAUGAUUGCAGAUUUUUUUUUAUGUAUGCCUGAAUGUAUAAUUGAGCAUACAUCUGUAUAAAAUGAGUUAAUGAAACACCUUCUUUUUUCAUACUUUUAUUUUACACCUGAUAUGAAAGAACUGUCAAUACAUAUCUUUAUUUUCUUUCGGCUUAAUAUUUAUGUUACUUUUGGAUAUUUGUGAGUUUAUGUAAUUGUUACAUGCUUUUUUUAAACUCUUUUCCCCCCUCCUCUUAAAUGCAUUUUUUGAAAAUGCAGAUGUCUGUGAACAAAGGGGAAAGAAAUCCCAUUGAAACUUCAUGUUUAGUAAGUAUCAGAAAAUACUGUGAUAAAAAGUAUAGAUUCAUUUCAGAUUCAAAUAUUUAAAUUAAAUAUUACAAAUUUUGAUAUUUUUAAUAAUAAAGUAUUUUUAAAGGUAAAUAAUUUUUAAAACAAAAUAUUUAUUUAUAAAAAAAUUUUAAUAGGACUGUGAUUUAAUGCUAAUUGUUUUCUAUAUAUUUAUUUAAUACUUAAAUUGCAGAAAAGUGGAAGAAUCAAUAAGUUCUUAUAUAUCAGAAUCCUGAGAUUGUUUCUCACAGUGCCAAGAGUCUACCAUGAUCUUUUUCUUACCUUUAUCUAUAAUAAGCUCAUGAACCAAGGACUUUGUACGAUGGACAAAUUCAUAUUUUUUUCCCAGAAGUAUGAUCUUCCAUUUACGGAAUGUGCCUGUAGAGUUUUUUUGCUUCACUGAAAUUUAACUUGAGAUGCAAGUUAGAAAAAUUAAUGAAAUCUGACACACACACACAUAUAUAUAUAUAUAUAUAUUAAUAUCAUUAAUUUUUCAAAUAAAAGGCAGAAUAAAUAAAAAAAAGUCUAAUAACUUCUAAAUUUAUAUAUAAUUAUUGUAAUUUAUAGAAUGAAUCAUAUAUACAUAUUCAUGGAAAGCACUUUGAUAUCAUUGUGCAUGUUGAAGACUUGGGCAUUAGACCAUGAAUGUGAAUUUUAUGAGCUUUGUUAUUUCAUAGCAAUAUAGAACUUUUCUUUUAUCCAGUAUUAUUCAAUAUUAUUCAAAUGUGUGUUAGAUAAACUUGUGUAAUGUGAUGUCCAAAAUUAUAUUUAUUUAACCAUUGAAAAAUGGGAUUGUCCAGAAUUUUUGCUGUCAUUUAAAGUAUAUAUUAUAUUACAACAUUUAAUUUUUGAAGAUGCAGUCAGCUUUGUACAUAAUGAUUAGUACAGCUCAAAAGAAAAGGAGAUUAAUUAGCCAAGAUAAUCAUUAAUUGCCAAAUGACAUGGUAUUGUUUCAGCUCUUAUGUAUGUGUGGAGCUUUAUCUGCAUAUUAUUGAAGGUCCCUUUUUAUUUAAUUUUUGAAUUACAUUUUCUUCUCAUCUUAAAUUUACAUAUUGUCACUGCUGCUGUAAUAGAUCAUUUAAAGGGGAAGGAUUUUGGGAAAUAGAGAAAACAAAAUAAAAUUGGACUGACAACUUAUUUUAGUAAUAGUGAAAAUGUGCAAUUUUUAUUCCUUUUUAAAAUUUCGAACAUUGAAUUAGAUAUUUUAUUGUUUUGCAAUAUAUCUGUGUGAGGAAAAUUUUUAAAAAUUUUUUGAAGAUAUGCAUUUUCUUAUUUUAAAAACAUGUUAACAUAGAUGCGAAUUCAUUUGUUUUUUGAGUUAAAAAAAUUAAUCUCCAUGAGACAUGAUCUAAUAUAGCUCCUCAGUGAAUUGUAUGAUAUCUACAGUGGUAUGUUUUAUUUUAUACAAAUUUUUGCUUUAUAUAUUCAUAUUAUAAGAAAAUAACAACAUUUUUCUGCAAAAUAGGUAUAGAACAUGAUAUGAAAUGUGGGAAGUGCAGACAGCUGUUAAUUAGCUGAGCCCUUUUUUUAAAAAAAAAGUCAUGUUUGUUUAUUGCAGAACAGUGGAAAAAUUGCUGUCUGAAAUAAAUUAACAAAACAUUUCCUGGGAACUACAAAAAAGGAGAAAAAUCAUAUAGGAAAUAGUAGUGAUAACAGAUGGUGUCAUAAUGGCUGUUUUUAUCUGCAGAAGGGGGUAAUUUAAUUGUGUAUAAUCAAACUAUAAACAUUGCUAAUGUAUUUUCUAGAUCAAAUUGGCUUAAUUGUUAAUAAUACUUUUAUGUAAAGUAUAAUGUAGAUUUUUCUUCUUCUUCUCCCCCCUUUUUUUGAAUUACUUUUUAAAUUAACAUUGAUUUUGAGUCAUUUGUGUGGAGAUUAUUCCCAGUUAUUACUACGGUAAAUCAAGCAUUGGUAAUAGCUUCAUAAAUAGCUUGAAAUGAUCAUAUUAUAAUUAAAUCAGUUGAGAAUUGCUUUAUAACAGGUUAUAUAAUUUGAGAAAUGCAUCACAAAGACUCAAUACAGCACUUACUCUCUUAUAAAUACAGAAAGAUAAUAUAUUAAGUAUAUUCAGAGCUUGAUGAUUUAUACAUAGACGCACAAUAAAUGGCAUUAGAUAAAAUAAUGUAGAAUAUGUUGCAGCUUUCUUUCUAUGUUUUGUUCAUUGUUUUGAAUAUGCUGUCUCACAGGUGCUAUUCAAUGAUUAUAAUCUAAAAACUUCAAAUAAUAAGUCAAUAAAAAUAAUCCAGUAAAAUAAAAUAUUUCCUAAUAUAUUGGCUUUUUAUGUGUCUAAAGGAUGAUUUCAGAAGUUUAUCGCUGCUGAGGUAUAUGAAGUUGAUUUCAGAAGCAACAUCUAUUUUGUAAAUGUAAGAGCUAAAAAAUUGGUAGAUUUAAUGCAGCAAUAUGAGCAUGUUAUGAAAACAUUUGCAAGUUUUGAACUUUUGCUGUGAUGAAAAUGUUGCAAAAUGUUAUUGCAUAUAAAGUAUGAAUUCUUGCUGCAGGAAAAUACACUCCUCCUUGCUGAAACUAAGCAUCACAUUGAGAUUACAGAUCUGCAUUUUUUGCUGUUUUCACUUUGCAUAAAAUUUUUAAGCUUGCAAAUUAUAUUUCACUAAAUAGUGAUUUUGAAGCUUAAUAGUUUUAAUAUGGUGCCUCUCAUAUAAAUGACAUAUUUCUUCAAAAUCUAGAUGGAGGGAGGUUACAUGUGUAACAAAGAUUUUGCACCCUUUUUAAAAUUUUUUUAUAAAGAGGCACAGGGAAGAUCUUACAUAUAGAAAGCUAAAAUUGCAUGAAAUAUUAAAAUUUAAUUUUAACUAAUUAUAGAAAUAAUUUUCAUAUAUUAUUAGUAUUAGGCAUUAUAGUGGGAAAAAAUCAUUACUUUAAUAUAUGAAAGGUGGGAAGAAAGAAUGAUAUAAUAUUUUAGAAUUCAUAAAAUAUAUUUGCACAUUUGUGGUCAUAUAAAAUAGAAUGCACAUUAGUUCAUUAUCUACUACAAGUAUGUAGCAUUUAUUGCUUAGAUUGAAUUAGUUUUCUAAAAAAUUUCAAAGCUUCAGUUUUUUUUAUAGAUAUACUGCAUUUUUAAAACUUCAUGAAUAAAUGUAAAAACUAUAUUAAGCUUUUAUUAUUUGAUAGCACAUGGGUGCCACAUUUCUGCAACUGAAAAUUCUUCUUUUUAAAUUAUUUAAGGUUUAAAAAGUUAUUUCUUUAAAAGAUAAUCAGCUCUCAUAAUCAGAAACUUCAAACAAAGACUUAUUUUACUGUAGCAGUAUUCCAUAAAGCUCUUAGAUGGUCUUGUUGUAAAUGUUAAUAACUUUGAAGGGCUGCGAAUGGCUGGUGAUGGUUGUGAAAAUGGUUUCUUGUAGAAGAGCAAUGAAGUUUGUGAUGAUAUUUCUUUUCCUGCUCCUAAAUUUUCUGCAGAUUUAGGUCUUGUAAUCUCUUAUUUGCUUUUGAGCUUCUUUCAAAAUUGGGACCAAUUGUUUUUUUCUCCUCUUUUCCUGUUUUAUAUUGUUAAUGCUGUACAUUCAGCCUUAUCAUCAGUUAGGUGAAGUGUCUUGUUCUCUAAUUAUCUGCUGUAUUUUUCUGUUGCGAUGAGACCUUCAUUAUGGAACCCAAGUAGUUUUGCAAUAUUUACAGUUUGAGCUUCAAAUUUAAGACACUUAAUGUGAUAGUAACAUUUUAUGCAGUUUCAUGGAUUUGAUUCUCUGAAUCUUCUGCACUGUAUAGAAUUAUUUCUGUGAUGUGCUUCUAUGCAUUUUUAAUGUUGUUUGAAAUAGGAAAGUUUUGAAACCUAUUGAAGUAUGUCAAAAGAGUAGAUCAUCUUGCAGGUGUGUGGGUUCUAACUAAAAAGAAAGGUUCCCUAGAAGUGUGGCAGAGCACUUGUGUUAUGGUAACAUACUGUGAUCUUAUUUCAAAAAUAUAUAAAUGUUUAUGUUAACUUUGCUAAAUUGAUUUUAAAAGAAGUUUAAGCAUUUUUCAUUUUUAGUUAGGUUGUCUUUCUAAAAGUUGCAUUAAUAUUCUUUUCAUAGUUCAUAAAUUAUAGGAUGAGAUACUAAAAAGCAAAAAGAAAUUGUCUUUUUAAAAAUAUAUUACUGUAUUUAGGUUGAAUUUUCUAGUCCUUUUCUUAUCAUAAAUGUGACACCUGUGCAGUUAUAAAAAAAUAGCAUUUAAAAUUAAUUUUUGAAAAGUUUAUUCACAGAAGUUGGUCAGUAGGAAAUUUGAAAAGAAAAAGUUGAGUUUUAAAUAUUAAAAAGUCAUUCUUUCAUACUUCUAAAUAAUCCAGAUCAAACUAUUGCUGUCCAUGUUUCAAAAAUAUUUUCUUUAAAAUAUCUGGCUUUAUUUUUUAUUUUGCUACUGAAUUUUCAUAAAGAUAUUUUAAUCGGUGUGUAUAGAAAUAGUUUAAUAUUUUUAAUCUAAACUAUAGAAACUAUUAAAUCAAAAUAUUUCAUAUUUUACAGCUGCAUUUCAUUUUGUAACUUUGAGUGAAAAUAUUGUGCUAAACUAAAAAUGGACCAAAAUUUUAAACAAUAAGCUGUAUAAAUGUAUUUUAGAAAUUUUUUACUUUUAAAUUAAAAUUUGUAUGUAUAGAAUAUAAGAAAAGUAUAAAUAAUCUAGGACGGAGUAAAAUCUGAAGUUUAUUUUUGUGUAUUUUGUUUAGUUUUUUUUUGUACAUCGUAUGAACCAUACCUGAUGUUAAGAACUAAUUUUUCUUAAAGAUACAGAAAUGUGUCUGUAAGAGAGAGACACCGAGAGAAAAUGUAUCCAUAAUAAUAAUUUUUGUUUUGUUUGUGUGUGUGUUAUAAUUGCCUGCAAACUUUGGUAAGCAAAGGUAACUUUUGAUGACUUUUUGUUAUAUUGUUAAUUUAUAGUUACAUGAAUUCUUUAUUUAUUCAAAGUGUUGAUUUUUUUCUUGCCUUAUGACUGUACAAAGUUAUAAUAUAUUUAUAAGUUUAUCAUAGCAUCAUCAAAUUUAAUAUUUAUUCAUGUAAAAUGCAUUCUUUUAUGUUAUGCAUUGUCUUUAUAAAAGUAUGCAAUUUGUAUAAAAUGUAUGUUAUUGUUCUGUGGCAUUGUGUAAAGCUUUAUCAUUUUGUGUGAUUUUUACAUUAUGUGACCUAAUUAAAGUUUUUAAAAACAAAGAGACAAAAACAUUUUAAUUUAAAAUCCUUAUUUGAUGUAUUUUAAAAUUUAAAUGAAACUACAAAAAUAGUAAGCAGCUGUAGAUUAACUUUUCAUGGAAUGAAUACAGUAAUAAUUUAAUGCAUUAUUUAUCUCUAUUUCAUUUUAAUUUUGUUUUUAUUUUAUUUUAUUUUAUUUUAUUUUAUUUUUUUUUUUUUUUUUUUUUGAGGGGGGGAAGGGUCAUUUAACUUUGGGGCGUUUGCUUUCAUGUUUUUAACAGAAGUAAGAUCUUUCAACUAAUUUUUAUUUUACAACUUGUAUUGAAAACUAAUACUAAAAUUAGUAUUUAUAUACUUAUCUUGAAUUUUGGCUUCAUGUCUUUUUUAAAAUAUUAAAGCUGUACAGUUGUAUGUGCUUUUGCACUUUGUAUUUUGUAAUCACAGCCGCAAAACAUAUUUUGAAAAGUUUCAGCUCCCUCUUUUUUUAUUUACACACUUCAGUCAAUGUAUGAAAUGCACUUAUUUUUGAGGUACAUGAAAUUAAUAUUUAACAGUGGCUUUGUAUAUAUUAUUUAGAAUACAUGAAUACACUUUUUUUUUUUUUUUUUUUUUUUUGAAUAGCUGCUCAUAGGCAUAGGCACAUAGUGGAUAUGAGUGCUAAAUUAGAUGAGUAAUUUGCAUAUGUAUAUUUAGACCAAACAUGUUUAUACUUCAUUUACUGUAGAAAUUUGAACUGUAGUUAAUUCAGUAAAAAGGAAAUGUGUUCAGCCUGUAAACUGGAAAAACAUCUGCAUGAAUAAAAUCAUGUGAUGUUUAAAGUCAAUCAAAACCAGAGUUCUGUAAAGUGUCUUCCUGUGGGGUGGCUUUUAUUGUAAAAUUUUUAAAAGCAACUGAGAAGUGCAUGUGAAAAUGUGAGAAAUAACGGAGAAAUGCGAGAUGUUAUAAUCUUCCAGUUAUGUGAAUUGUUUAAAUAUGAUAUUGUAUUGUUAUAUUUGAUAGGGAACAAUAAAAUUUUAAUUUUUCUUGAU